GUUCAGUUUUACAGUCAGAGCAGAUGGGGCGGGCUUUCACAUUCUCUCUGCCCUUGUCUGGCGCCCGCCAUCUUGGCAAUAUACUUCGCGCGCUGUCUUUGGCUCUGUUGGCCCACGUGACUCGAUUUUAAGCCUGUGUCACCCUGUGAUCUCUAGGCGUGGGAGAUACGCUAGGAGAUAGCUGGAACCCUGGAAGCUGAAAAUGGAACUGUUGACAUUCAGUGACGUGGCCAUUGAUUUCUCCCCAGAGGAGUGGGAAUGCCUGGACUCUGCUCAGCAGAAUAUGUAUAGGGAUGUGAUGUUAGAGACUUACAGAAACCUGGUCUCCCUAGGUUUUGCUGGCUCUACGCCUAACCUGAUCACCUUUCUAGAGCAAAGCAAAGAGCCCUGCAAUGUGAAGAGACAAGAAACAUUGGCUGUAUACCCAGCUGUGUCUUCUCAUUUUGCCCAAGGCAUUUCAUCAAAACAGGGCAGAAAAUGUUCAUUCCAGAAUAUGACAGAGGAAAGGCACAGUAUUUGUGGCCAUGACAACUUAUAUUUUAAAAAAGAAUGGGAAAAUAUGGGCGAGUAUGAAGAUCAGAAUGCAAGUUAUAAUGGAUGUAACAAAUUUGUGAUAACUAAAGAAAGCAAAAACUUCAUUGUCAGCAGAGAUAAACAUAUAGUAUUUCAGAAAAAAACUGAGUUUGUGCCUGCUACUUUUAAAGACCCACAUGUUUUUGUAGGUGAAUAUUCACAUCAAAUUUUGAAACAUGCCUUUUCUCUCAAAAGAAAUUUGGAAAAUCUAAGAAUGAGACCGGUUCAUGCUUUAGUUCAUCACUUGAAAAGUUUUAAAUGUAACAUUGGAUUAAAUUUUGAACCAUUCAUUUUGGUAGACAAUAAAUCUGAAAGUGAAGAGCAAAUUCCUAACUGUAAUCAGUUUAGUUUUUUCAUGAAAGGUUCAUUAGUCUGUAAUCAACAAAUAUGUCUUCCAAAUACCAAGGUAAACAGUGUUCAUGAAUAUGGGAUGUUAUUUACCCAUCCAUUAUUGCCCAAUCAAAAUCUGGAUAUAGGAAUCUACAGUUGUAAAGAAUGUGGUAAAGCUUUUAAAAGUUCUUCAAAUCUUACGAGACAUGAGAAAACCCAUAGUGGAGAGAAACCUUACAAAUGUAACGAAUGUGGAAAAGCCUUUAAUAAUUGCUCAUACCUCAGUCAGCAUCAGAGGAUUCAUAAUGGAGAGAAGUUAUAUAGAUGUGAAGAAUGUGGCAAAGCAUUUAACUGGUUUUCACGCCUUACUAUACAUCAGAGAAUUCAUACUGGAGAGAGGCCAUAUAAAUGUGAAGAAUGUGGCAAAGCCUUUAACUGUCGUUCACAUCUUACUCGACAUCAGAGAAUUCAUACUGGUGAAAAACCCUACAAAUGUGAAGAAUGUGGCAAAUUCUUUACUCAUGGUUCAAAUCUAACUCAACAUCAGAGAAUUCAUACUGGAGAGAAGCCUUUCAAAUGUAAUGAGUGUGGCAAAGCCUUUAAUAAGCGCUCAAACCUCUCUUUACACCAGAGAGUGCAUACUAGAGAGAACACAUACAAAUGUGAAGAAUGUGGUAGAACCUUUGGUACUUGGUCUACCCUUUCUAUACACCAAAGAAUUCAUAAUGGAGAGAAACUUUACAAAUGCAAAGAAUGUGGGAAAGCCUUUAGCUAUUCUUCUGUCCUUAGUCGACAUCAGAGAAUUCAUACUGGAGAGAAACCCUACAAAUGUAAAGAAUGUGGCAAAGACUUCAGACAUGAUAUAAGUCUUACUCGACAUCAUAGAAUUCAUAGUGGAGAGAAGCCCUACAAAUGCAAGGAAUGUGGUAAAGCCUUUAUUCGCUGCUCCCAUCUCACUCAACACAAAAGAAUUCAUACAUGACAGAAUGUUUUCAAAUGCAAGCAAUGUGGCGUAAACUUUAACUUUCUUUCUAUCCUUAGUAAAUACAGAAAAUUCAUAAUGUAGAGAAGCCAUACAAAUGUAAAGAAUGUGGCAGCAUUUCAAAUGGCUCAACUUAACAAAAGAGAACUCAUACCAAUGGAGAGAACACUUACUCUACAUUACAGAAAUUAUACUGGAUAAAACCUCUACAAUUGUAAAGAAUUUCUUGAAAUCAUUACUAAUUGAAACCCUACAAAUGUAAAGAAUGUGGCAAGGCUUUUAAUAGAAGUUCAAUCCUAAUUCAGCAUGAACCCAGGGUGAUUAAACUUCAAUGUUUGGACAAUG
Molecule: messenger RNA, 2230 nt
Organism: Heterocephalus glaber (naked mole-rat)
Lineage: Eukaryota; Metazoa; Chordata; Mammalia; Rodentia; Bathyergidae
Product: KRAB domain-containing protein 5-like
Biological process (GO): regulation of transcription by RNA polymerase II
Molecular function (GO): RNA polymerase II cis-regulatory region sequence-specific DNA binding; DNA-binding transcription factor activity, RNA polymerase II-specific
Source: RefSeq, a predicted model, not a curated record